Molecule: messenger RNA, 2343 nt
Organism: Calypte anna (Anna's hummingbird)
Lineage: Eukaryota; Metazoa; Chordata; Aves; Apodiformes; Trochilidae
Gene: EGR2
Product: early growth response 2
Exons: 2
Coding region: 235-1635 (466 amino acids)
Biological process (GO): regulation of transcription by RNA polymerase II
Molecular function (GO): DNA-binding transcription factor activity, RNA polymerase II-specific; RNA polymerase II cis-regulatory region sequence-specific DNA binding
Source: RefSeq, a predicted model, not a curated record
AGCUGCGGCGGGAGCGCGGCUCUCCCGGGGCACCGGCACCGCCGCGACGGGGCGGCCGCCCGCCCCCUCAGCACAUGCCUCCUCGCGCCCCGCGCCCGCUCCCCGCCGUCCCCCCGCGCCGGUAGUGGGAGGCCGGGGAAAUCGCCCCCUCCCUCCUCGCUGCCCCCACCUCCCCGCCCCGAGCGCCCACCGCCGGCCGGGAGCGCCGCUCCCCCCGGCCGCCCCGCUGCCCCCAUGAUGACCGCCAAGGCGGUGGACAAGAUCCCGGUGACCCUCGGAGGGUUCGUGCACCAGCUCCCCGAGGGCAUUUACCCUGCGGAUGACAUCUCCGCCGCGCUGCCAACUUCGGUCGCGAUCUUCCCCAAUGCCGACCUGGCAGGGCCGUUUGACCAGAUGAGCGGAGUGGCAGGAGACGGCAUGAUCAACGUGGAGAUGGGCGACAAGCGGGCGCUAGACCUUCCCUACGGCGGCGGCUUCGCGCCCAGCGCCCCGACCUCCCGCAACCAGACCUUCACCUACAUGGGCAAAUUCUCCAUCGACCCGCAGUACCCCGGCGCCGGCUGCUACCCCGAGGGCAUCAUCAACAUCGUGAGCGCGGGGAUCCUGCAGGGGGUCAGCACGCCCUCCUCCGCCGCCUCCGCCGCCCCCUCCGCCGCCUCCUCCGCCUCCUCCUCGGUCACCGCCGCCUCCGCCGCCUCCCCCAACCCGCUGGCCGGGGCCCUCGGCUGCACUAUGGCACAAGGCCAGCCGGCCGACCUGGAGCACCUCUACUCGCCGCCGCCGCCGCCCUACUCGGGCUGCGGCGACCUGUACCCACAGGACCCCUCCUCAGCUUUCCUGCCCGCCGCCAGCGGCGGGGCGCUGCCGUUCCCCCCGCCGCCCUCCUACCCCUCCCCGAAGGCGGCGGCGGCCGACGGCGGGCUCUUCACCAUGAUCCCCGAAUACGGCGGCUUCUUCCCGCCGCCCCAGUGCCAGCGGGAGCUGCACACCGGCCCCGACCGCAAGCCCUUCCCCUGCCCCCUCGACUCGCUUCGCGUCCCGCCGCCCCUCACGCCGCUCUCCACCAUCCGCAACUUCACCAUGGGGGCACCCCCGGCGGGCACCGCCCCCGGCACCGCUCCCGGCGGCGGCGGGGGUGGCGGGGGCGAGGGCGCGGGAGCCCGGCUGCCCGCCGGCGCCUACAGCCCGCACCACCUGCCGCUGCGGCCCAUCCUGCGGCCCCGCAAAUACCCCAACCGGCCCAGCAAGACGCCAGUCCACGAGAGGCCCUACCCUUGCCCCGCUGAGGGCUGCGACCGCCGCUUCUCCCGCUCCGACGAGCUCACCCGGCACAUUCGCAUCCACACGGGCCACAAGCCCUUCCAGUGCCGCAUCUGCAUGCGGAACUUCAGCCGCAGCGACCACCUCACCACCCACAUCCGCACGCACACCGGCGAGAAGCCCUUCGCCUGCGACUUCUGCGGCAGGAAGUUCGCCCGCUCCGACGAGAGGAAGCGGCACACCAAGAUCCACCUGCGCCAGAAGGAGCGGAAAGGAGCUGCUGCUGCCGCCGCCGCCGGCGGGUGCCCUCAGCCCGGCGGCGGGAGCGGCGCCGCUGCCCUGGCCCCCUGCGCAGCGCGGACGCGGACGCCCUGAAGGCGCGCAGGAGCCAGAGCGGAGCCGCGGGGCCGCCUAGCGCGGCGGGACGCGGAGCCCGGCGGAAAGCAAUGAGCACCUGCGGGGCCCCCAGGGCCGGGGCAGGCUGGGCCGGGCCGGCGGGUGUACAUAGGGGCUGCGGCAGGAGGAUGGAUGGUUGGUUGGAUGGAUGCAUGCAGUACCGUCGUGGUGAGGUGUCCUUGGUGCCUUGUGUGGUGUAGAGCCCGGUCCCCUGUCUGCAUGUGGGGGGUGCCUUACCGAUCCGCUCCGACGACAGCGGCGACACCGAGACCCGAAAGUUUUCCCUCCCUGGUUUUAGAAUGGCUGUACAUAUCUGCCUAUUAAUAUUGGGAUUUUUUUUUCUUAGAGACUAUAUUUUUGUACUCACUGGUUUGGGGUUUUGGUUUUCUUUUGGUUUUUGUUUGGUUGGUUGAUUUCUUGUUUUUGUUGGGUUUUUUGUUUGUUUGGUUUUUGGUUUUUAUUUUCGUGACUUAAAAGUGUUACGUUUGUAGUAGAACUUGGGACGGGAUGUAAAUACUCUGGCUAGAACCGUUGCCCGUUGUCCGCCGGGAGCCGGCGUGCAGCAGGUAACACGAAUAAUGCACAACCACUAACGGGAGCUGGAAGGAGAGCGCGUUUCUUUCUGGCCACUGUAAAUAAACUUUUCGACAAUAGGGUCGGUGCUUACAAGGUUUAUAAAAGACGACA